This is a messenger RNA of Biomphalaria glabrata, 2975 nucleotides long. RefSeq lists its product as uncharacterized. The record is from RefSeq and is a predicted model, not a curated record. The transcript has 13 exons. Lineage: Eukaryota; Metazoa; Mollusca; Gastropoda; Planorbidae. Gene Ontology annotation, cellular component: extracellular region. Bases 319 to 2739 code for a protein of 806 amino acids. Gene Ontology annotation, molecular function: chitin binding.
UGAGUCGCAAGAAAGUAAGAACUGUAGAUAAGCAGUCAGAAAGAAGUUCAGGCCUUUUUUUUUCGUAGGGAAAGAAAACCAACAAACGCAUAAACUAAUAAUGCAAUUCUAAUCAUUCAGUAUACUAAAAUACGUAAGAACACAGAAUAUUCAAAAGAUCUUUGGCCUGACAAAAACAACAACAUUAUAACAACAAGAUACCAAUCGUAGAGCUAAUAUUGAAAGUAUAUAUAGAAUAACGCUAUCUACACGUUUAGUAAGAAAGAGAGCUACCCACGAGUUUAACAAGCAACAAAGCCACUAAUCAACCCUUUGACCAUGUCUAAGCUAAACGCACAGCCUAGACAGAUUUUCGUCUUUGUUUUCGCCGCGAGCUUCCUGCUCGCAUCGACCUUCUCUGCCGUCUCUGCUGAGGACCAGGCCUACACAGGAGGUCUAGAUAAGCAGAGCCAGCAACUUCUGCAGCAGUUCUCGCAAAGUCAGUUGGACUACAUCAGAAGCCUUCUAGGUAAUGCCCUCCAAGGAACAACGAACCAGGUGAAUGAGCUACCAACAAACGAGGAGCAGAGCGAAGAGGUUCAGGAGCCACAACAGCAGUAUGAGCCACCAGCUGUGCUGCUACCCGAAUAUCUGCCUCCAACCCAGCAGCAGAAUCAACCAUCAUCAACCCAGCAGCCAACCCAAUAUCAGCCAACACAAGAACCAAUGGAUAAAGAGAGUGAAGAUGACGACCAACAAGAACCACAGCCAUAUUAUCCACCAACCCAGCCGCCAACGCAGUCGCCACAGUAUCAGCAAACCACACAGCAGUCACCACAGUAUCAGCAGACGACACAGCAGCCACAAUAUCAGACACCACAAGAACAGGAGGAGGACGACGAUGAUAGUCAGGAAGCAGUGCAGCAGCCAAAUGUACCAGAACAAGAUGACUCCGAAGAGACUAGCUACACCACACAACCACAGGUGCAUCAAACACCUGAAGUAGAUGACUCCGAAGAGACUAGCUACACCAGACAGCCACAGGUGCAACAAACGCCUGAAGUAGAUGACUCCGAAGAAGCUGGCCAAACUCCAAAACAAGUGAAACAAGAAAAAGAAGAUGAUGAUGACAGUGACGAAGAACACUGUGGCGGCUACAAGGCGUAUCCCGAAAACAUCGCCUACUAUCUCCAAUUCGACGGGACCAACUGGUUCAAGAGGCCCUGCCCUCUGGGUCUUGGAUUCGACGCUGACAAAUGCGCCUGCGUCAUCAUACUCUCAGGUUACAAGACAUCAACCUAUCCUACCACCACAACAGUACCUACGACAACCACAGUCAGGACAACCACAAGUCCAACCACAACAACCACCACCACAACAACAACAACACAACCAACCACAACGACCACAACGCCAACCACCACGACUACUACACCAACCACCACCACUACAAGGCCAACCACCACAACAGUCACGUCUACAACCACAAGGACGACAACCACAGGAAAGCCUAGUCUAGACCUCUGCCGGGAUUGCGUCAUACUACAUGGAGUUGGCUAUGCGCCUUACCCAGGCUAUUGUGAUGCGUACAUUCAAUGUCAGUUCUCCGGAAGUGUUCCGUCAUCUGCCAUUAUCAGACGCUGUCCAACUGGACUUCAGUGGAACCAGAACAAACUGACCUGUGAUUUUCCUGAGAUUGUCCAGUGUAAAUCAGUAGUUGCAAAGUGUCCAAGACAGAAGGAAAUCGUGGGAAAUAAACAAGAGUACCUUUCCUUCAACGGCUACACCUGGACCCAGCUCAGAUGUCCAGUGAAUCAAGUGUACAGCGAUCUUGUCUGCGGUUGUACUGAAAACUGGGGAGGUUACGGCAACUUUGAAACCUGUGCAGACAAAAGAGCUAUAGCCGGUGACAAAACUGGAUACCUGCAGCUCUCUUCUUUAGGAUGGAUUCGCAUGCCAUGCCCCAAAACUCUGGGCUACGAUGCAGCCACCUGCAGAUGUACAGACAUCUUGGAAACUUCCGACCUCUAUACUAACUGUCCAAACACGAAACCAAUUCCUGGGGAUGUAACUGGUUACCUUCAGUUCAAUGGAGUAAGCUGGAUCAGAAUGCCCUGCCCUGCAUCAGUUGGAUAUGACUCUCGCACGUGCCAAUGUACUUAUAGGUUGACAGUCAAGGGAGACAAGGAAGACAAAUGCGAACCUUCACUGGCCCUGACAUUUGAAGACAACAGCGCCACUGAUACUUCCAUCAAUCAGUUCUGGGUCAACAACACUGGCGUGACCUUCAGAAACGGCAAAGCUUACUUCGAUGGUCAGUCCAGAUUGACCGUGCCAGGUUUCUCAAACAUGGAUCUUGGAAACACAGUGACGAUUGCCGUUACAUUCAGCCAAACCGGAGACAGCCAACAGACCAUAGUGACCAACGGAGACUGUGGUGUACUCCAGUCAGUGGGUGUCUGUUCUAGUGGAAACUCAGUGGACUUCUUUGCUGAGACAGCCAUCCAGAAGGCUCAAGUGUCAGUGGCUAAAACAGUAAGCAAAGAUGCUAACACCUGGCAGAAUGUUGUAUAUACGUUGAACAAGGAUCACCUUACAGGCUAUGUUGAUAAACCAUUUAAUUCAAGUACCAAGGAAGUCAAAGGUUCCUUGGUAAGAAAUCACAGAGGUCUUAUCAUUGGUGGUGGAGGCGAGUGUGGAGGUUUUACUGGAGCCAUUGACCAGAUAUACGUGUUCUUGUGCAACCCAAGAGCUCAUUGAGUCCUAUCUCCAGUCCUAUCUCCAGUCCUAUCUCCAGUCCUAUCUCCAGUCCUCCAGUCCUAUCUCCAGUCCUAUCUCCAGUCCUGGCCUUCUACACCUACCAUCUGACGUAACAAGAUACGAAAUCCAGCAGAAGAAAAAAAAACAUUAAUGCAACAAGAGAAAGAAAAAAAAAAAGAACUAAACAAGAACUAAUAAUUUAAAAUCCCAAUAAAAACCUAGCCAAUUGUUUAAAA